UAAGCACAUUUGUCAGAGUUCAAAAAAUAACUUUAAAGUGUAAAUAUGAACUUCUAGCUAUCAAAAAAGUUCAAAGUUGAACUUAAAGUUUCUAUAAUGAUCCACUGGUUAUUUGGCAGUUAUUUUUCGAACCUUUGUUGUGGUAAAAGGUUCAUAUUAGAACCUAUAGCAUAGUUACUAUAGCAUAGUUAAGGUUCUUUCAUGAACCUUUUCUGAGAUGUACUGUAAAGACUACACUGAGUACAGUUAGAACACCAUUUGCUUGUUACAUUAGUAAAUUCACAAACUCAGUAUUAAUGAAUUUACUCUUAUUCAGUUACUAAUUGUGAUGUCAGAUGCAGUUGUGGCCUCCAUCCGUUUAACCAAAAUGUUUAGUGUUUCAUCUGUGCCCCAUGCACCUCACAUAUCUCUAAAUUGCACAAUAACCUUUAGGGCACCAUGUUGUUGUCAAUUUUUAGAACACAAAUUAAAAAUCACAAAAAUCAAAGUUCAGUUUUAUGUUCAGAAAUGAACAAGAAGCUAUUCUGUGUUAAAUUGAGAGGGUGAAAUUCUUACCCGUAAAAAUAAACUUUAGGUCACACUUUAUAUUAGGUGGCCUUAACUACUAUGUACUUACAUCAAAAAAUAAGUACAAUGUACUUAUUGUGUUCAUAUUGUAUUGCAAAACACUGUUGCUGCUAUUGAGGGGGGAUACGGGUAAGCUUAGGGACAGGUUUGGUGGUCUGGGUAGGUUUAAGGGUGGGUUAAGGUGUAAGGGAUGGGUCAACAGUGUAAUUAUAAAUGUACUUACAUAAAUUAAUUACAGAUGUAAUUACAUAUAGCGAUAUUUAUAUAAGCAUAUAUUUAUUUAGCGAUCGGCGCCAAAACGUCAUCUGUACGGAACAUCAUUGUGUACGGAACAUGAUUGGUCUACGUUACCCGAGAAAUUCCCAUACAGCAGACUUCGUCUUUUUCGACGGGGGAAAAAGUUCCAGGGAUUCACCUCAUUCGGCCAUCAUCCUACACACAGGUGACUCUCACUGACCGCUGUCCGGAGGGGGAGGGGUCGUGUGACUCGUUACGCUCUUCACUGCUCACAACUGAGGGAGUCCUGCACUUUCCGUCUUUGACGACGGAAAAUUUUAGUGGUUUUGAAAUCGUGAAUUUUCCAAACCGCGGUAUACCUUGAAACCGGUUAUCAUCCCAUGCCUAGCCUUUAUAGCUAUAAUUUCAUGACUCCUGUUGUUUUAACAGACUGAAAUUGAUGGAGAUAUUUUAAUGAACCUAACUGAGAUUACGAAAGUUUAAAUAUUACCAAAAAUGAAGGAUUAAGUUAAAUUCAUAAGAUUACAAGAAAACCUAAAGACUGAGAUGCCAGCAAGACCACAGACACCAUGAGUAAGUUACUACUCUACGGGUUUAAAAAUUUGUGAGCACAUUUAGGCUACUAAUUAUUAUUAACUAUUAUAACUGCUGUCGUCUGGUCGACGCUACGGAGCUCUGAGAACCAGAACACAGGAACAGUUUUUUCCCUCAGGCUAAUUAUUUAAUGGGAUGUACGGAACAACUUAGCGACUUUAACAUAUUCUCACAUUUAUGCAUUUGGUUGAAAUUGUUAUUACAAAGCAACUUUUAGGGCAUUCCCACUUUUAAUCGGAUGCUCAAUUAGGUCUAAUGGUCAGGUCAGGUUUCCAUAUGUUUAGCCGAACUAUAUUGUGAUCUUUGCAAAUCAUUGAGCUGUUUUUCCAUACUAACAUGCACCUUUCUGCAAACUUUUUUUGUAGGACUUCCUAUUGAUAUUUCACCUGGAUCAGUCUCAAGACAACAUAUUGCUUGUUUGUAGCAACAUAUUGUAGCAAUAAAAAAAAAAAGACUUGAGAGAAGAGAUUUUUUUUCUUUGAAAAGACAAAGCAAACAAGAUCAAAAAUAAUUCAAGGUCUGUUUGAUUAGAUGUGCACAUAUACAUGGUAAUUUCCACAAUGCAGUAAGUUUAUAAUUGUAGAGAAUGAUGAGGGUAAAAAUGUUUUUCUCUAUUUUCAGGUAUGCAAUAGGAGUCCAUCAAAAAUAUGGUAGCCAUUGUAGAGUAGAUGGAUGAUCUAUCUGGUCAAGAUUUGUAUCAAAAGAGGCCAAGGCCAGUAGGGGUAAGUGUCACAGACAGUGAUCAACGAGUGCCAAAGAAGAGCAGUUGGGGUAGAUAUUGUUACUGAGUUGAAUGAAGAAAAACAAAUCUGUGUUGGUUUGGCACACAAAGGUAAUAAAUCACUGAUUUACAUGAACAGUAAUGCUAAGAAUCACAAUUAUCAGAAACAUAGUAGGCCAUAUUCAAUUUAACACAUUUUAUAUUUAAGGUCUCAAUGGUUGCUGCUGUUUCCACUUCUAUUAAAGGAGAGUCAGAGAUCUCUUCAUGUCAUCAGUGAGGUGAGUGCAUUUGGAACAGUGUAUCCAUAAUAUUUAAAUCUAUAUUUUUUUCUUUUUCAACCCCUUCUCCUGGUUAUGAUUUCUUCUAAACAUUUGUUUAUGGGGUUAUUCAGUGGAACGGUUUGUGUCCAUGCAUGUUCCACAGUAACAGCAGCAAGAAUGAAUAAAGGGAAUAUUCAAACAAAAAUUAAAAUUCUGUCAUAAUUUACUCACCUUCAUGUUGUUUCAAACUUGUAUGACUUUCUUUUGUUUUGUGAAAUAAAUUAUUUUCAAGAAUGCCACUGAAAGUCAUUGACAUGUUGUUCUGGACCCCAGUGAUUUUUAUCAUAUGGACAUUCUUAAAAAUAUCUUAUUUUGUGUUCUGCAGAAGAAAAAGGGUUGUUUGGAACAACAUCAGGGAGAGUAAAUGACGACAAAAUAUCCCUUUAAUGGGUCAUAUACUUUUGAUUACAAUUUGUUAUAUUUAGAAUUAAUUGUUUUCUCACUGAUGUCAACUUAUAAUAUUAGUAAGGGAUUCUUGCAACCAAAAAACUCAUAAUGUAGUUUGUCAUGACUACUUGCCACCGUCUCUAUUAUCUUAAUUAUGUUGAUAAUACAGUUUACACUGCCUCAUCUUUCUUUUCAAAGCCUCUUUUACAUUGACAGGUUCAAAAAUAGUAUCAUAAUGUAUCAUAAUGCCAAAACCAAUAUGCCAGCCACAAUGGCCAGUUUUUUUUUUUUUUUUUUUAUUAAAUUAAUGUAUAUGUAUAUAAAUGCAUGAUGUUGAUUGUUGUUUAUUUAUUAAUGUGUUUGUUGGUUUGUUUGUAAUAUAUAUUUAUGUUUGAUUGUUGUUUAUUUAUUUAUGUGUUUGUUGGUUUGUUUGUAACAUUUAUGUUUGAUUGUUGUUUAUUUAUUUAUUGUUGUUUAUUUAUUUAUGUUUGUUGGUUUGUUUGUAACAUAUUUAUGUUUGAUUGUUGUUUAUUUAUUUAUUGUUGUUUAUUUAUUUAUGUGUUUGUUGGUUUGUUUGUAAUACAUAUUUAUGUAUUAAACAGUUUGUGGACAAUCGCUGUGUUCUGUCUACACUGUUAGACAUUUCUGUAAUUUCCACAGUUAUUUACUGUAUAUCACCCAGUGUAAUACUGCAAAUUCCCUUUACAGUAAAUAACUGUAAUACCCUUUGCAUCAUGGGAAUUUUCUGUGACGUCAGACCCCACAUACAGAGACUUACUGUAUUUUUUUAAAUUGCUGUAUACUACUGUAACGGUCUCUUUGGCGCCAUUAUACUGAGGUCGUUUUAUUUUCCUCAUUUCUUACAUUUGGAUUGACACAAUUUGCUCUACACCGUGUCUACAACGAUGCAACAGCUUGGGACUGACUACUGGACGUAUUACAUCGCUUGUAAUGAUUGGAAAAUCCGUUUGUACUUCGUGUCAGAAGCAGCGCAAGCGCUUGGAGUACAUCUGUAUGUCAGAAAUAUACCGGGGCAUCACUUUACUGUCCGCAUCCACUGUAGAUAGUAUAUAUAAUGGGUUCUAUAUUGUUGCCUGUUGUCGAGUCGUGGGCCGUGACACACCACUUGUCCGAGGAAGACACGGAUCCAGCGGGGCAGCGCCGCAGGUUUUUUGCCCGGGGAUGAACCCGCGAGAGUGGGAGAGCUCCGGAGAACAUCUACGCUGUGUGUCAAUGCACCUUACGAGACAAUAAGCAAGGUAAAAAUGUGUACAUUUGUCUGUGUGUUUGUGUCAGAUUUUUGCACACCAGUUUAAUCAUUUACUCGUCAACAUGGCAGUUACAGAACUUUACCAUGGUAAACUGCGCUGUCGUUUCAAACGACUUUUGUCAGCUUAUUGAAUUAAGUUACUGAAUUAACUUGUUUUUAACGAGCAAAGCUUAUAUUAAAAUUAGGUUAACUAAUGUGAAAUUUAGUUCAGGUGUUAGUAGUUAAUGUUGGCCAGUAGCCUAUUGAGAAAAUAAAAUCGUAUGUUAGCUCGGUUAAACAAGUUUUAUGGCUAGCUGCCUUUCUAGUUUUAGAAUUAGUUUGAUAUAGUUUUUAAUGGAAUUUAAAAUUUACUGCAUUUUUUUGUAUUUGUGUUUUAAAGGCAACUGUAAUGAAGCAUCAAGAAAGACAUGAGCAGGCCAGCCACCCUGAGACUGAUAAUUAAUGAGAAGACAUUUCUGUCAAAGUGGAUGAUGGGCAAAGAUGGUGGCCAUGUUUUGGAGCAGCACCUGGGUUUUGCAGAGGGCUAUGUAUUUUUUGGCUGUUUGUCUUUUUUCUCCAUUAUGUUUCUGUUGCCUAAAUAUUCUUUGUAAGGAUGAAUCCAGAGGACACAACAUAAUGUACUGCAAAACGUGCUAAGACAGGAGAAAUGGUGAAGAUGCACUGUUCCAGCAUUGGAAGACUGUAUUUUUAAGUGUUAUACUUAAAGUGUUUUAAGUAAAGAAUUUGAUAUUUUGUAAUUAUUGUGUCUGUUUUAAUUGAAUGCCAGUAGUACCUAUGUAGAGUAAAAAUAAAAUUAAUUCUAUAUAAAAAUGAUAAAAUCUAAUGAAAUCUAUAUUAAAAUGAAUGAAUUACAGUAGUAUACUGAUAAAUCGAAUGCAGUUUGCUACUGUAAAUUUUAAUUACAGUAACUUACUGGCAACAGUGUUUGAAAUGUUUGAAACCCUUUGAAAUGUCUAACAGUGUAUAUAGUGAAAUUGGAUUAGUAAUGUAUAAUAAUAAUUUUAUUGCUAUCUAGAAAAAGGUUAAAAAAGGAACCCAUGAGGGUCAUUAAUGCACCUUUAAGUGACAGUUGCAAUUAAAACCUUUUCAAAAAGGUUCAGAAAUUAACCUUUAAGGUUCCCCCACAGUUGCAAUCUCCAGGAACCUCAAAAGGUUCAUUUUUGAACCUUUUCUUCUAAGACGUAUGCAUAAGUAACUGCUUUGGAAUUCUGUAUAAGCAGCAAGUCUUGAGUGUCAUAAAUAAUGCUCCUUGAUGCUCCAUUUUAAUUAGAACUAUGUCAUUGCUACAUUUUGGUGUUUAUAGUUGACAUUUCUUUUGUCAGCUGUCUUGUAUUUUAUUUUAAUUAUUUUUUUUCACACAGCUUGCACUAGUUAAUGAUUCGCUGAUAUUAAACAUAACAUUUUAAAAUAUAAAAAUGUAUUCAACUGUAAAAUACUGGGCUAUUUUAGAGUACAUUUCUUUGUUGGCAAUAUUUUUACUUUUCGUCUACAGGCAUAUAUUAAUAUUUAUUUAAUGUAUUUAUUUAUUUUUAAGAAUCAAAUAAUGUUGGUGCCUUGUCAAGAUGAUAACGGUGCCAUCUUGGAUGUGUCUACCAAACUGCACAGCCUGUGGUCCUAAACCAGUAUUAUUAUUUUCACAGAUAAAUCCUUGUCUGACACUUGGAUUUCCCGGCUCUCGCAAAUUUCUUUCGCAAUAUUUGUUUCCAUGUUUUUGAACUAGUUACAGCCGCUUCGCUAAUGAAUCACUCAGCUCAGUUUAAUGAAUUAGUCGGGUUUGAAUUGGCUCACGAUUCAGUCUGAAUCAUUCGAACAGCUCACACACAGUAUCGUUUGCAGCAGUUACAAGAUACCAAACACAGAUAACAAAAACUAGAAAAAGUGAAAAUGUACAAAUAUCGUCUUUACUGUUGAUCAACAUCUGACACUUGUAGGUAUGACUGAAAGUAAGACAUUUUCCAGUAGGCCUAUGAAAACACUACAUGAACAAGUAAAUGUAUCACAAAGUAAUCAUAUGCAUUUUGAAUAAUUUUAUGCUAGUGUGCUAGUGUACAUACAUCGUAGCAUUGUAUUAGCAUCUAUCGUUACCGAAGUACUUCCACAACACAUAACAUUUUUCUGAAGUAAUUAAGCAACUUACUUCUAUCAAGUAAACAUAUUUUUGUGGUGAUUUGUAACCCAACAGAACUAAAACAUUUAAAAAUGUUGCUCUCAAAGUCCCCAGGAUUGAAUGCUGUUACUGUUUUUAAUAGGCCUACAGCAUUUUCUUACGAAAUAAAGGUGCCCUCGAUGUUAGUUGACAGCCCUGUGCACCAGUAUUUUAACUUUGUUUACGUCUGUUCAUGGUUGUGUCUGAUGAUAGAUCCAUAGCACGUAUAUCGUGUGUUGUUGUAUGCGUUGUCUAUGUAUUUGUUUUCAGAAGUAUCCACAAGUGCCAAACUAUUUGUCUUUAAUAUAAUUUUGUUUUAAAAGUAAACAUGUACAGUGACACUUCUAUGAACUGCAGUUUGACUUGAAUGGAAGCUACUUUAGUUAUCUCUGAAUUUGUUACCAUGUCAUGUAUAUCCAAUUGUUCAACUGUGUCUAUCAUGUGAAUUGUGGGAAUCCAAAGAAAUGACAUUUGACAUUAAGAAAGGACAAAACUUGUAUCACAUGAUAACUGCUGUGUCACAUUUACAUCUUUUACACCAAUAUCAAGGGAAAAAUGAGUCUGAUUUCAUAGGAUUUAAACAUAGGACUGAAAUAAGUUGAGUUUGUAGCCUGAAUCAUGGACAUUCACUUUUGCAAUUCUAGAAACUUUUCUCAUCGAUUAUUCAAAUUUAGGUACUUGCGUUUGUGUGUUUUUUCCCUCGGACAUAAGCGGUAAAUCUUCUGAUCUAAAAAUUCCAAAUUCUUAAUCAUUAACCAAGAGUAGCUCUAUAAAGAUAAGAAGCACAGCGACUGUAGAUCUUCACUCUUCUCUUUAGCACAAGAGAAACAGUCAUGGCUUUAUUUCAGCUUUUCUUAAUCUCAGUAAUAUGUUCCUGCAUGGCACAGAAUGAGGAUAUUAUGACUCCUGUGGUGAAUAUCUACUCUGAGUUGAAGGAGCUUAAAGCUUCAAUAAAUGGACUGACAAUGGAUCUGAACACUGCUAAAAAUGAACUUGCUGAGCAGAAAAGCUUGAUUCAGGAGCUGCAGAAACAGAUUAAAGAGAGUCCUAAAGUGGCAUUCACUGCAUCCAUGUCAAAUACAGAGGAUACACACCGAGGGCCUUUUAGUACGGAGGCCAAGCUCAUCUUUGAUAAAGUCCUAACCAACAUUGGCAAUGCAUAUGACCCUGUCACAGGAGUGUUCACAGCACCUGUAAAAGGUGUGUAUUACUUCAGGUACUCAGGCUCUGCGUUUUCCUCUCAUGAUAUGGGUCUGAGCAUCUUUAAAGGCACGACACGAUUUGUGUCUUCAUACGAAUAUAAUUCUAGUGAGCGCAACGACCAAAUGUCCAAUGGAGCUGUGAUGGAGCUGGAUGUUGGCGAGGAGGUUCACAUGAGGCUGUGGAUCAGAACCUGGAUCUUUGUGGAUCGACGGUACAACUAUUCCACUUUCACAGGCUACCUGCUUUACCCACUGGAUUCUACUUCUGUAUAAUUUGUAUGUGUGAAUUAUUUAGUAAAAAGUCAACAAGAAUUGUUUAAAAGUCCUGAAAACAUAGCUUAUGUUUCUUUGUUGUGUUAAUCAUGCAUAAAUGUAGUUAAAAGGUCACUAUUUCAGAUAUACAGACAAAAACAAGAGUCCUCCUGUACACUUCUAUGGAACAUGAAUUUUCAUUCAGGCACAUUGCUUGGUUAUCCAUAUGAGGACUUAUCAUAGACUUCUAUAAAUAAAGCUACACACUAAACGUCUUUUUUUUUUACUUGAGUAUGUUCCUAGAUGGCAACUCAAUGAUGGCAACCUAACAAAUUUGUCAUCAAAGAACAGUUAUGUAAAUCAGUUAUGUUAUGUAAUGCACACAAAAGACUAGUCAAAUAAA
Messenger RNA from Onychostoma macrolepis, 8099 nucleotides. It is a transcript of the gene cbln11, whose product is annotated as cerebellin 11. Gene Ontology annotation, molecular function: protein binding. The record is from RefSeq and is a predicted model, not a curated record. Lineage: Eukaryota; Metazoa; Chordata; Actinopteri; Cypriniformes; Cyprinidae. Bases 7076 to 7717 code for a protein of 213 amino acids. The transcript has 5 exons.